UUUCUCGAACUCAUGUCGGCCGGAACCGCCUGAGCCCGAGUCUGUCCGGAAAGUGCCGAAGGUCCGCCGGGGUCUCGCGCAGUCCCCGCCGGAAGGCGCCGCGCGCUUGCGCAGAGCAGGGUAACUGCCGGUUGGUGGCUGGUGCUCCGCAGUGGGGAGCGCGACGGGUAGGGACUGAGAGCCGGUGCCGGCAGCCGAGCCCGCUGCAGCGACAGGCCCAGUCAUGUCUGUGGUCGGCAUCGACUUGGGCUUCCUCAACUGCUACGUCGCGGUGGCGCGGAGCGGCGGUAUCGAGACCAUCGCCAAUGAGUACAGCGACCGCUGCACCCCAGCUUGUAUAUCUCUAGGAUCCAAAACCCGGGCCAUAGGGAAUGCAGCAAAAAGCCAGAUUGUCACAAAUGUAAAGAAUACAUUACAUGGCUUCAAAAAAAUGCAUGGAAGAGCAUUUGAUGAUCCUUAUAUACAAGGUGAAAGGGUCAAACUUCCCUUUGAGCUUCAAAAGAUGCCAAAUGGGAGUGUAGGACUGAAGGUGCGAUACCUAGAUGAAGAGAGACCAUUUGCAAUUGAACAGGUUACAGGAAUGCUAUUGGCCAAGCUUAAAGAGACUUCAGAAAGCGCACUAAAAAAACCAGUGGCAGACUGUGUGAUUUCUGUCCCUAGUUUCUUCACUGAUGCUGAGAGAAGGUCUGUAAUGGCAGCUGCGCAGGUUGCAGGUUUAAACUGUCUGAGGCUGAUGAAUGAAACUACAGCAGUUGCACUAGCUUAUGGAAUUUAUAAGCAAGAUCUACCAGCCUUGGAGGAGAAACCAAGAAAUAUAGUCUUUGUAGAUAUGGGGCAUUCUGCAUACCAAGUUUCAGUUUGUGCUUUUAACAAAGGAAAACUGAAAAUCUUGGCUACCGCUUUUGACCCUUUUUUGGGUGGCAGAAACUUUGACGAGGCUUUAGUAGAUUACUUCUGUGGGGAAUUCAGGACAAAAUAUAAACAGAAUGUGAAAGAGAAUGCUCGGGCACUGCUGCGCUUGUAUCAGGAAAGUGAAAAGCUGAAGAAACUUAUGAGUGCAAAUUCUUCUGAUCUCCCACUCAACAUUGAGUGCUUUGUGGAUGAUCUAGACGUCUCCAGUAAGAUGAACAGAGCUCAAUUUGAACAGUUAUGUGCUCCUCUCCUGGCUAAAGUGGAACCUCCUCUAAGAACAAUAAUGGAUCAAGCUAAACUACAGCGUGAAGACAUAAGCAGUAUAGAAAUUGUAGGCGGAGCCACUAGAAUCCCAGCAGUGAAGGAACUAAUAUCUAGGUUCUUCUGUAAAGAUAUAAGCACUACGCUGAAUGCAGAUGAAGCUGUCGCAAGAGGUUGCGCAUUACAGUGUGCAAUUCUCUCCCCAGCAUUUAAGGUGCGUGAAUUUUCUGUCACCGAUGUUGUUCCUUAUUCAAUAAAUCUAAGAUGGAAGUCCUCUUAUGAGGAAGGAACUGGGGAAUGUGAAGUUUUCAGUAAGAACCAUGCCGCUCCAUUUUCAAAAGUUAUUACUUUCCACAAGAAGGAACCUUUUGAUCUGGAAGCAUAUUAUACCCAUCCAAAUGAAAUACCUUAUCCUGAACCCAGAAUAGGGCUUUUCGCUAUACAGAAUGUUGGUCCUCAGUAUGACGGUGACAAUUCCAAAGUGAAGGUUAAAGUACGUGUCAAUGUACAUGGAAUCUUCAGUGUGGCUAAUGCAUCAGUAAUAGAGAAGCAAAAUGUGGAAGGAGAUCACAGUGAUGUACCUAUGGACACAGAAUCAUUAUGUAAGAAUCAAGGCAAAGAUGAUGAGCUGGAUAAAAUGCAGGUUGACCAAGAGGAAGGCAAUCACAAAAGCCAGGCAGAACAGCCAAGCCAAACAGAUGAGGAAAGUGAACAACAUGGAGGAACUGAAACAAAGACCACUUCAGGAGACAAGCCAGAUCAUCUAGCCCAGCCUGUUAAAGCUAAAGCGAAGAUCAAAAGUAUUGAACUACCUAUCCAGGCUAGUCUAUAUAAACAGUUGGGGCAGGACCUUAUCAAUAGCUACAUAGAAAAUGAGGGGAAGAUGAUGAUGCAAGACAAGCUAGAGAAAGAAAGAAAUGAUGCUAAGAAUGCUGUUGAAGAGUAUGUGUAUGAUUUCAGAAACAAGCUGUGUGGUAUCUUUGAAAAAUUCGUCACUGAGGAAGAGUCCGGUAAACUAACCUUAAUGUUGGAAGAUACAGAAAACUGGCUUUAUGAAGAUGGGGAGGACCAACCAAAACAAGUAUAUAUGGAUAAACUUCAGGAAUUAAUAAAAUUUGGUCAGCCUAUUCAGGAAAGGUUCAUGGAACAUGAAGAGAGACCAAAAGCUUUAAAUGAGCUGGGAAAGAAGGUCCAGCUUCUAAUGAAAGCAGUAGAAGCAUUCAAAAAUAAGGAUGAAAAAUAUGAUCAUCUAGAUCCUGCUGAGAUGGAGAAAGUUGAAAAGUAUAUCAGUGAAGCCAUGAAUUGGAUGAACAACAAAAUGAAUGCCCAGAAUAAACUAACUCUGAUUCAGGAUCCAGUUGUGAAGGUGGCAGAAAUACUAGCAAAAUCUAAGGAAUUGGAUAGUUUCUGUAACCCUGUUAUUUACAAGCCUAAGCCAAGGAUGGAGCCCCCAAGUGAAGCUCAGACAAAAGCCAAUGGUGAACACAACGGACCAGUGAACGGACAGAGUGGUGUUGAAGCAAAAUCUGAUCCAGCGAAGGACAAGUCUCAGCAGACCAAACCAUCUGGAGAAAUGGAAGUGGACUAAAUUUUACGUAUUUCUUUCACUUAAUUAAAAUAGUGCAAGUAACUACAGGGUCCAUUCUUCUUUUAUGUCGGACACCACUACAGGUGUUCAGUUAUUCUUAGCUAACUUUGUUCUUUGCAGUAGUUUUGAACGUGUUUUAUAUUGAGUGCCCUCCAAUGUUUAUUUCCAUUGCUGCUGCUUAUGUGGAUCUUUAGCCGAAUAUAGAUUGUAAAAGUCAGUUUAAGCUUUCCCAAUGUAUUUUAUAUCAAACAUACAGAAUUGAUAUACAAAUAGCAACAAUCUACCUUAUUUAAAGCUUUUAUUGUGGAUAAACUUCAGUUCCUUAUUCAGAAAAGGACACAGUAUUGCACUACUGAUGCUGAAGUGUAGAUUUAAUUGCAUCUUUAUUUUGGAAAAAUAUUGGAAUUGAAGUGGUGUAAAUAUUGCCACUUGAAGCACUGACCUUUUUUCUAGUUAUUGUACUGUUAUUUAAAUAUUAAAAUAGAGGUUAGCUAGCAUACUAGUCCAUCUUGUUGAAGAGAACUGUACGGUCUUUAUAUUUUUUCAUAUAAAACAUACAAGCUUAGAAAAGAGAAUUUUCUUAAUUUGAGAAUUAAGGACAAUUAUAAAAUAAUACUGGUAAA
This is a messenger RNA of Dermochelys coriacea (leatherback sea turtle), 3384 nucleotides long. It is a transcript of the gene HSPA4L, whose product is annotated as heat shock protein family A (Hsp70) member 4 like. Gene Ontology annotation, cellular component: nucleus; cytosol. Bases 224 to 2761 code for a protein of 845 amino acids. Lineage: Eukaryota; Metazoa; Chordata; Testudines; Dermochelyidae. Gene Ontology annotation, biological process: protein folding. The transcript is spliced from 19 exons. Gene Ontology annotation, molecular function: ATP binding; ATP-dependent protein folding chaperone. The record is from RefSeq and is a predicted model, not a curated record.